Molecule: messenger RNA, 1211 nt
Organism: Phodopus roborovskii (desert hamster)
Lineage: Eukaryota; Metazoa; Chordata; Mammalia; Rodentia; Cricetidae
Product: H-2 class II histocompatibility antigen, E-U alpha chain
Exons: 5
Coding region: 41-808 (255 amino acids)
Biological process (GO): immune response; positive regulation of T cell activation; peptide antigen assembly with MHC class II protein complex
Cellular component (GO): MHC class II protein complex; membrane
Molecular function (GO): MHC class II protein complex binding
Source: RefSeq, a predicted model, not a curated record
UCUGUGAUCUCUUCUGACCCCACCAAACACCAAGAAGAAAAUGGCCUUAGCUGGUGCCCUGGUAUUAAGACUUUUCUUCAUGGCUGUCCUGAUGAGUCCCCAGAAGUCAUGGGCUAUCAAAGAGGAACACACGAUCAUCCAGGCGGAGUUCUUUCUGUCCCCAGACGAAAAAGGAGAGUUCAUGUUUGACUUUGAUGGUGAUGAGAUUUUCCACGUGGACAUUAGGAAAUCAGAGACCAUCUGGAGACUUAAAGAAUUUGGACAGUUUGCCAGCUUUGAAGCUCAGGGUGCAUUGGCCAAUAUAGCUGUGGACAAAGCUAACCUGGACAUCAUGAUAAAGCGCUCCAACCACACUCCAGAUGUCAACGUAUCUCCAGAGGUGACUGUGCUCCCCAACAGUCCAGUGAGCCUGGGAGAGCCCAACAUCCUCAUCUGUUUCAUCGACAAGUUCUCCCCGCCCGUGGUCAAUGUCACCUGGCUUCAAAAUGGACAGCCUGUCACCACAGGCGUGUCAGAAACAGUCUUCCUACCCAGGGAAGACCAUCUCUUCCGCAAAUUCUACUAUCUGACCUUCCUGCCAACCACCGAAGAUGUCUACGACUGUGUGGUGGAUCACUGGGGUUUGGAGGAGCCUCUGCUUAAGCACUGGGAGUUUGAAGAGCAUACCCCCCUCCCAGAAACUAAAGAGAACGUGGUGUGUGCUCUUGGGCUGUUUGUGGGUAUAGUAGGCAUCAUUGUGGGGGUUGUCCUCAUCAUCAAGGGCAUGCAAAGGCGCAAUGCCGCAGAACGCCGCCAAGGAGCCCUGUGAGAUGCCUGGAGGCGACACCUUCAGUAGAAGCUGAAUGAGGAAACUUGCUGUGUCAACGGCUGAGGCCCCUUUCUCAGCUUUACCUUAGCAGAGACCGGCAUUUCCUGCAAUUCCAGCCUUAAGCUUCAACAAUGGAGACAGUGUCUACUGUCCAGCUGAGGUCUUUGCCUCCUUCCUGUAUCUAUUUUCUACUUUCCAUCAUUUAUAGUCACCACCUAAUUACUGGGACAAAUAUUACAGAGUUCUUCCUUUGCCGUGGAAUGAUCUGAGCAUGACAUGGCAGUAUCUUCUAUUCACUGAUGGUUUGCUAUUUCUCCAAACUGUGCUUUUUGUUUUUUGUUUUUUUUGUUUUUGUUUUGUUUUGUUUUUCUACAAAUAAUAAAUAUCUUGGAUGGGUUGUGAA